AUGACAGGUGUAAUGCCUGUGGUGGACCUGCAGGGGUCGCUGGGCUGUUUAUAUCUGACCGUAGCUGCGAUUACUUCACAGCGAAUUGCCGGUGCCGGAGGCGAGAGCGUGAAACAGCAGCAGGGUCCACGUGGAAAUUUGCCUGAUAUUCGGCUCAACAUUCAAAGACCGAUUCUAGCAGACCAGACUAAUGUGCUGACAAGCGGUAGUUUUGUACCUAUCGAGGCCAAUGUCAUUCAGCGAACCCCCGGACCAAAUCGACUGUCCAAGAAGAAUUUGAAAAGAUCGGCGGGGGUAGUGGUGGCUAUACCCUGUUCACCACUGGCCAUAGAACAGCUACAAAUUCCUUAUAAAAAGGCUCGCAAGGAUGCCACACAUAAUGGUUUAACUCCGGAGAAUAUUACCCAGGUUAUACAGGCAGUCAUAAAUCCGCAAAUUGCGCCACAUGGAGCGGCAUGGACUGAUCCCAAACACCGGGUGAUCGGGGACGUGGAGGUGUAUGUGCAUGAGUCGCCUACAGAGACCGUCACUGUGCAACCGGAUGGGACUAUACAGCACGCCCAUGGAGAUCCCCAGUGUGCGCCACCACCAGAGCUGACCGCCGACGAUUGGGCUGGUCUUGACGACAUCUCGUCCUGGACUUCAUCGCUGUUGGAACAUAUCGACUUCACUCCUGCGCAGUGGAUCGACUCUCCAGCUACAUCCGUAGAGGCUACCACCAGUGCAGAGCCUGUACAACACCAUCAGCCUGCAGAUCCUGCAUCUGGACCCCUACAAGCCGUUCAAGACCCUAUGAGCGACCCCCCGUGCACCGUGAGUCCCAUCGCUCAUGAGAAACAGCUGCGUCGCUACUGUGUCAACGAUGUGAUGAUCCUGUACACAGCGUGUGGGAUCUACAGGGAAAAUUUCAUAGAGUGUGCCAAUAUAGACCCCCUGGCCUAUGCCACCCUGGCUUCGAACCCUGUCCUCAAGAAGACCUAUGGCGAAUUGUGGGUGCAGUUUCACCUCAAAGUCAAGGCUCUCAAAAGAGAUCAUGAUUUAAGAGAUGUGGUCAUGUGGGAGUGUGUCAUGGGAAGCUGA
This is a messenger RNA of Gadus morhua (Atlantic cod), 1080 nucleotides long. RefSeq lists its product as uncharacterized. NCBI's taxonomy places the organism in Eukaryota, Metazoa, Chordata, Actinopteri, Gadiformes, Gadidae. The record is from RefSeq and is a predicted model, not a curated record. The transcript is spliced from 8 exons. Bases 1 to 1080 code for a protein of 359 amino acids.